AUGUCUCUUUUUCCAUCUCAUUCAAAGAUGGAUUAUUCUGUUUAUAGGAUGUUUGGACAGAUGCAAAACACAGAGGAAUCAAUGAUGCAGAAGCCAAGGAAACAUCCCUAUCAUUGCCAACGUUCAUGGACAUGCAAAGAUAACCCCAAAUGUCCCAAAUGGCAUCAGACUGCUCUGAGACUGACCAGCGUUGCCAUGGUUACACUUAUUGCCACAGUGAUAGGACUAACUGUCUGGGUAAGUCACCUAAGAAUAUAUUCCUGCAGUGACAACCCCAGUGAGAGGUUCAGUAGUGAGAAUGGAACCAAAGACUACAGCUGCAUGAAUCUUUCUCCUAGGAAGCAGCAGAACAGUACAAACUUCAUAAGAAACCCUAGCCAAAACUUAUGCCCUAAUGACUGGGUGCAGAAGAAAGGGAAAUGCUAUAACUUUUUCAAAACCUAUCAAUCAUGGAUCGAUAGCCAAAAAUUCUGUUCAACAAUGAAAUCACAUCUCUUGGUGAUCAAAGAUAAGGCUGAAUUGGAUUUCUUACAGAGCAAUAUACAAGAUGGAAUUUACUUUUGGAUCGGAUUGAACAUUUCUAAUUCACAAAAGACAUGGACCUGGCUGGAUGGCACCCCAUUAAAUCUACAACUAUUUCAAGUUCUUGGCGAAGUUGAAGAUGAUGCAUGUGCUUUAAUAACAAAAAAGGGUGUUUUUUCUGAAAAGUGUCUCAUUCAGAAUUACUGGAUUUGUCAAGGUGUGGUUCCUUCAUCUACAGACAAUAACCUCUGA
Molecule: messenger RNA, 774 nt
Organism: Rangifer tarandus platyrhynchus (Svalbard reindeer)
Lineage: Eukaryota; Metazoa; Chordata; Mammalia; Artiodactyla; Cervidae
Source: the annotation of a GenBank genome assembly